This is a messenger RNA of Fulvia fulva, 852 nucleotides long. RefSeq lists its product as uncharacterized. Gene Ontology annotation, molecular function: trans-2-enoyl-CoA reductase (NADPH) activity. The transcript has 2 exons. NCBI's taxonomy places the organism in Eukaryota, Fungi, Ascomycota, Dothideomycetes, Mycosphaerellales, Mycosphaerellaceae. Gene Ontology annotation, cellular component: peroxisome. The record is from RefSeq and is a predicted model, not a curated record. Gene Ontology annotation, biological process: phytol metabolic process. Bases 1 to 852 code for a protein of 283 amino acids.
AUGACCACCGCCACCGACAACUUCCUCUCCCCCUACCGCUCAGACGGCAAGCUCUACGGCUUCGUCUGCAUAGUAACGGGCGCAACCCACCCCAUCGGCCGCGCAAUCGUCACUGAGCUUGCAGCCCACGGAGCAGCAUGUGUCUACGCCUGCUCCUCGUCGCCGAGGGAAGACUUCAAUAGCUUGGAAGCCGAAGUCAACAAAGAGUCUCCGAACACGAAGGUGAUAGGAUAUCCGUUUCACCUGGCGAACGAGGAGGAUACCUUGAUGUUGAUUGAUGAUGUGUUGAAUAGCUGGGGAAGGUUAGACAUCUUCGUAACAUCCUCCUCCCUCCUCGGCCCCUCGUCGAUAACAGACACUACCCCAUCCGACCUCCUCAAACUCUUCGAAGCAAACGCUCUAAUGCCCUUCCUCGCACUCAAAUAUGCUCCCGCAGCUAUGGCCAAGACAUCUCCAAAGGGUACAUAUCCCAACGCACAACCCAAAGACCGCGCCUAUGGUAGCAUCAUCGUAGUCUCGUCAGUGGCGUCGACAUUGGGAAGUUGCUGGGGUCCGGCCUUUACAAUGUCCUCACAUGCCGCACUGGGUCUCGUCAAAUCUGGCGUUGCGGCGUUGAAGGGAACGGGAGUGAGGAUCAAUUGUGUUUCGGCUGGACAGAUUGACGUUGGUGUGCAUUUUCAGGAUGAGCAUAGCAAGGAGACAAAUGAACUGGAAAGGGCUGGCGUGCCAAAUGAAGUGGCAAGAGCAGUGGGAUUUCUCGCUAGUGGAUUCUCAAGCUAUGUUACCGGCACCAACCUCGUAGUGGAUGGUGGCAGCAGUGUGUCCAAUCCACAGGUCGUGCCAGUGGCGUAG